Messenger RNA from Aquila chrysaetos chrysaetos, 2905 nucleotides. RefSeq names its product serine and arginine rich splicing factor 1 (gene SRSF1). The coding region runs from base 460 to 1221 and encodes 253 amino acids. The transcript is spliced from 5 exons. Gene Ontology annotation, molecular function: mRNA binding. Gene Ontology annotation, cellular component: ribonucleoprotein complex; cytoplasm; nucleus. Lineage: Eukaryota; Metazoa; Chordata; Aves; Accipitriformes; Accipitridae. The record is from RefSeq and is a predicted model, not a curated record.
CCCGCCGCCGUCAAAACCGCGGCCGGGGGAUCGCGUUCUUUCCUCCCUCCGCCGGCGGCGGGGCCUUUCCGAGGGAGAACCGAGCUCGCCGUACCCUCGCACCCGGGAGCUGCGCCGCCAGUCACGGGUUCGGCUGCUCAGGUGGUCGCGGCCAAGGGGCGAGAAAGAAGGGACUACUUUCCUCCGAGGCCGCGCAUGCGCAGGAGGGAGGAGCGAGGGCGCGGCGGGAGACGCGGGCGCCGCCUCGUUGGCCGCCAGCGCGGGCGGUGCUGCGUCCCGGGGUGAAAUCGCUGCGCGCAGUAGGACCGCGAGGGGAGCCGCGGUCGCCAUUUUGUAAGCGGUUGUUGGGGGAGGCGGCGUGUGCGCUCCUCUGUCUGCCCGGUCUCGGCCCCGCGCCCGCUCGCCCGCCCGCUCUCCGCGCUCCGGCCCUCCACCGCCGCAGCCAUUGCUGACCUUGCCAUGUCCGGAGGGGGCGUGAUCCGCGGCCCAGCCGGCAACAACGACUGCCGCAUCUACGUGGGGAACCUGCCCCCCGACAUCCGCACCAAGGACAUCGAGGACGUCUUCUACAAGUACGGGGCCAUCCGCGACAUCGACCUCAAGAACCGCCGCGGGGGCCCGCCUUUCGCCUUCGUCGAGUUUGAGGACCCCAGGGACGCGGAGGACGCCGUCUACGGGCGGGACGGCUACGAUUACGAUGGGUAUCGCCUCCGCGUGGAGUUCCCUCGGAGCGGCCGGGGCACCGGUAGAGGCGGCGGAGGUGGCGGAGGGGGUGGAGCCCCCCGGGGCAGGUACGGCCCCCCGUCCCGGCGCUCGGAGUACAGAGUGAUCGUCUCGGGGCUGCCUCCAAGUGGAAGUUGGCAGGAUUUAAAGGAUCACAUGCGUGAAGCAGGUGAUGUAUGUUAUGCUGAUGUUUUCCGAGAUGGCACUGGUGUCGUGGAGUUUGUACGGAAGGAAGAUAUGACCUACGCUGUGCGAAAACUGGAUAACACUAAAUUUAGAUCUCAUGAGGGAGAAACUGCCUACAUCCGUGUUAAAGUUGAUGGCCCAAGAAGUCCAAGCUAUGGAAGAUCUCGGUCACGCAGCCGUAGUCGUAGCAGAAGCCGUAGUCGAAGCAACAGCAGAAGCCGCAGUUAUUCCCCAAGAAGAAGCAGAGGAUCUCCACGCUACUCUCCCCGCCACAGCAGAUCCCGAUCUCACAUAUCUGAAGAGAUGGAUUAAGAAUGCUUUGGAUUAAAGGAUUGUGGAGCACAUGUCAAUCAUUUUAGGAUUGUCAAAAGGAGGAUUGAGGAGGAUCAGAUCAAUAAUGGAGGCAAUGGUAUGACUCCAAGUGCUAUUGUCACAGAUGAACUUGGCAGUAUUGACCUUAUACUGAGAGACAGGUUAAUUGAGUAUGUGCACCUACGUGUCACUUCAGGCAUGUUCUAGUUACCGCAGACUACAAUUGCUCUUUUCUUUAAAACUUUUGUGGGGGGGCAAUUGUGGCUAAAUACUUGCUUUUGUAAUUCUCUAUUUCAUUCUAGUUUUUUAAAGGAAUAAAGUGGGACGGGGGUGGGAGUAUUGGUUUACUUUGUCAUGCAGCAUUUGGUUACAAGUGUUAAUGUUAUGUAGUAUUCGUACACUUGUAGUAGAUCAAGGGUAUCUUUAAAUCAGAGUAUAAUAUCAAUACUGCUAAAAUCUGCAUGUCCUCUGUGUGACUGAUACAGCGUUGCUAUUUCAUUUUUUUAAGUAUCAGAAUGAAAGCAAAAAUAGAAAACCUAGUUGGGAGUAAUUUCUUAAGUCUCAGCCCUGCCCCCUCAGACUAAUUGACUCACCGAUAUGUUUGAAAACUCUGGUUAGUUAAUUCUGUUACCUUCCAGCUGGGAGUGCUAGCUAUAGUUCAGACAUACAGUAGGUGGAUAGCUUUAGCAGUAAGCUUUUCCAGUUUCAUGAACAUUUUUUGCAACCACAAAACCGGUAGCACACCACCGUACGAGCAAUGAGUAUGUUGGCAUUUUCAGUUGACAUAUUGUAAAUAUUACAAUGUUUCCUCCAAGUAGUAAUUAAUAUUUCUAAAAAUUAUCUGAGCAUCACCAUUCAAAAGUUUGUUUUGGGGAAUUGAUAGUUAUUAAUGUACAUCUGUAUUAAUUGAUGGCAAACAUAACUGAUCAUUCCCCAGAAUCCUAUUUUUUCAUUACAGUAUCUAACUUUUUGCCUCCUCUUUUUUGGUUUUGCUGGUUAUAAAGGUUUGGAUUGGAGAGGGCUCACUGGAUCCCAAUCCUUGGAGCUGGAUCAUUGGAUUCAAAUCAUAAUGUGGAUAGGAUAGGGAGGCUGAAUUACAAGGAUUCAUGGAGCGGGAUCAAAUUACCAGGAACAUAGGAGUGGAUUCCUGCCCCAACCAAACCGCAUUCGUGUGGAUUUUUUUUAUUCAACUCAAUUGGCUAUUCCAAAGAUUUUUUUUUCCUAUUUUUGACGAUUGGAGCCCUUAAGAUGCACGAUGGAGUUUUUCAUUUUUUUGGUAAAAGGAGCAAAGCAAGGACCUGGAGAGGUACGCUGGAGCAAUCUCCUUGGAAGGAUUCAGCACGAGUAGAUGGUAAAUGUUAAAGGGGAAAAAGGGGGGUUUGUUUAAAAAAAAAAAAGUAAAUAAGUCAUUUCUCUAAAUUUAAAGACAAAAAUUGGAGUUAAAGAUUGAGUAGGUUUUCAAUUGGCUAUUGCCUUUUUUCUUUGACAAAUAAAAUUUUUAAAAAAAAACAUGCAUGGUUGUCAUCAUUUGUUGCCAAGAGUCUUAGUCUUCGCUUGCCACUGUAGCAUUGUUAAAUCGCAAGUUUUCAGACAAAAGGCUUUUGUGUUCAACAGAGAUGUAGUGUUUCACAGGAAGCGUUGAUGUUUGAGCUUCUCCUGAAUAAAGGAUCAGUUCCCUAGGAAA